Odocoileus virginianus texanus is the source of this 3815-nucleotide messenger RNA. The record is from RefSeq and is a predicted model, not a curated record. Lineage: Eukaryota; Metazoa; Chordata; Mammalia; Artiodactyla; Cervidae.
AGUACAUCCGGGUCGCGGGAGCAGGCGCCCCAGGCCCCGCCUCGUCUCCCCUGAGCCUUAGUACCCGCUUCCGGCCGUCGCAGGCCUUUUCCGCCUGUUCUCUGCCUGCCCUGUUUCCGCUCUCCGGGUUGUUCUGGCCUCUGCGCCCUGGUGCCUCAGUACUUUCCGCAGUACCCAGGGACUCCCUCUGCAUUUCGACUCUCUCCGGGGCUCGGAGCCACGCGGCGGUGCGUCUUGGCGGCGCCGCCCGGACCGAGGCCUGCCGCGCCGCGGCGAGUUCGUGCAGACCUGACCCCGUGUCUCCCCAGCUCCGUUGAGGCCGCCGCCUCGGGAUGCCCUGGCUGGGGUCCGCGCCGCGCUGGGCGGCCGCCGCGGGCCGUUGGGGCUGCAGGCUGCUCGUGCUGCUGCUGUUCCUGGUGCCGGGCCCCGGCGGCGCCUCCGAGAUCACCUUCGAGCUGCCUGACAAUGCCAAGCAGUGUUUCUACGAGGACAUCACGCAGGGCACCAAGUGCACUCUCGAGUUCCAGGUCAUUACUGGUGGUCACUACGACGUAGACUGUCGACUAGAAGAUCCUGACGGUAACGUGUUGUACAAGGAGAUGAAGAAGCAGUAUGAUAGUUACACCUUCACAGCCUCCAAAAACGGGACAUACAAAUUUUGCUUUAGCAAUGAAUUUUCUACUUUCACACAUAAAACUGUAUAUUUUGAUUUUCAAGUUGGAGAAGACCCACCUUUGUUUCCUAGUGAGAACCGAGUCAGUGCUCUUACCCAGAUGGAAUCUGCCUGUGUUUCAAUCCAUGAAGCUCUGAAAUCUGUCAUUGACUAUCAGACUCAAUUCCUAUUGAGAGAAGCUCAAGGCCGAAGCAGAGCCGAGGACCUGAACACCAGAGUGGCCUACUGGUCAGUAGGAGAAGCCCUCAUUCUCCUCGUGGUUAGCAUAGGGCAGGUGUUCCUUCUGAAAAGCUUUUUCUCCGAUAAAAGAACCACAACAACUCGUGUUGGAUCAUAAUUUGAGAAUUGAUGCACCAUUGCCGCUGUAAUAUUGCUGUCCUCUAAUUAAUUUUAGGUACCGAAGAACUUAAUAUGGCAACAUUUUUAGAACCUUACUCAUACACUUGUUGGGGGUGGGGGGGGAUGUACAAUGCAUAUCCCCAAGCUGUGGAAAGGACACCUUUUUUUAUUUGUAAAGGUAGAAAAACUUUGGGACUUAUUUUGGGCUAUUCGUAAAUAUUCAACACAAUGAUCUAUACUUUUCUGGGUUGUUUCUAUCUACUCUUGACACACUAAACUUUGGUAAUUUUGAUUCCUCUUAUCCUUUUAAAAGUACUUUUCUUGUAAGCAGUGGAUAUUUUAAACGAAGCCUUCAAUUUAAUGCCGACGUGUUGUGGAGGAGGAAAAUUACCUUUUAGUUGUUUAUAGUAAAUAAAGUUUUGUUUUUAAGAAAACCAUAUGUGAUUAACUGUAGCCCAAACCCUAUUCUGCAUUGUUUAAUUUUAUGAGGAAAAAAAUCUAGCAUAGAAAUGUUAGUUAAUAUUGAUAUAAUUUUAAAUUGACACAUCAUGGUUUAAUUUAUUUCUCAGUAGCUUGGAAAAUGUCAUUUUGUUGUUUGGGUUUAUUCUGUGAUCUAUGACCAGAUAUGUUAUUUUUUUUUUCAUAAAGACAUUUUUACCACACAGGAACUAGUAUGUUUCAGUAACAGUUUACAGAGACCUUAAAAAUCAGACUGUUGUUAACAGGUAGAAUAAUUACAGAAUAAUUUAAGACACUACAAUGGGGAGCAAAUGACAUGAGAAAACUUUUAGUGAGUUAUCAGCACACAUUACAUUUUCAGUGCUUUUACAAAGAAAAAAGGUGAUCUGUUUCAUUAAACAUUGAAUUGGCUAAUUCUUGCUCUAAUGUGGCUUUAAUGUCGGGAGUCACUCCUAGCUUUAAUUGACCGUUGUUAAUAUAAAAGUAAAAGUGUAACAGUGCCAUACAUUUUAUUCUAGUGGGUGUGAUGCACUGAGAAGUUAGUUUCUUUGCUUUUUUCUUUCUUUUUCUUCUUUGUUUUUUGGGGUUUGUUUGUUUGUUUUUUUCCUUGCACAUGUAAUUUGUACAAUCUCUGAUUUAGCAGCCCUAAGAUGAUUUAAACAUUUAGAAUGCUGUGUGUGUGUUUCUUGUUUGAUAAUCUUCAUUGAUUGUACUGCAUUUAAUGAGUAUUAAAUAGUGCAUUUUCUGUACACUAUAGGAUUUAGUCUGUGUUUGUAUUUUAUAACUUGCAUAGAUUGAGCUGACUGAAAUAAGAUUUUGUUCCAGAUAUUCUAGGAUAGAAUACAAGAUGAUGCAAAAUUGUGUUUAAAGCUCUUAUGCUGUUCUAAAAAAAAAAAAAUUACGACUGCUUUUUGCCAUGUUUCUCCCCCCUACCUGAAAGUGAUGAGCGCUGAACAUGACUGGCAUAUUUUUAGGACUUUGGUAUGUGGUACUACAGAAUACAGAUUGGACAGCAAUUUAAAUCCCUUAACUGCCACCAAUUAAAAGUUAACUCUUAAUUUUAAGUUGUCUUAAAAUGCACAUACACUUCUGCAUGUAAGAGCAAGGUGAAUUCAGGUUGUCCUGCUUGCUAAUUUAAAAUACGACAGUGUAGCAAAGGAUAAACAUACUUUCAACCCUUUAAUUCUAAAAUGUUUGAAGACCAAAUAGCUACUCCUUCAACAAUAUUUAUCAAUGGAUUAAGAACUGAAACUUAAAGAUUUUACAGACUGUUGGGGUUCUUGCCCUGCAGCUUUUUAAGUGUCCCUCUGUGUUUAGAUUUGCAGAUUGUAAAGAGUACUGUUAAAGUGAUAAACCUGAGAGUAUGUUGAAUGUCCUUUUCUGGUUGCCUGCCUGCUCUGUCGUGUUCCGAUAGUUAACACCAUAAUUAAGCAGAGUUGGGUAUCAUCACAGUGCCAAGUCUGGCAUAGAUAAUAGUGAUUUAAUCUGUACCUAUCUAAACUUCAUGAUAUUUAAAGACUAUUACCACAAAUAAUUUGUGAUAAAACUAUUGAGGUAUGUUAAAAAGUUUUAAAUCACCACUGUUACCUGUUGUAGAAAAUAGUACUGACUUAGUCUAGUCUGUAAUUGGUUAAAGUUUGAUGGCUUGUCUAUAUUCAAUUAGGUAUGUAUAUAAAAAUUAGAAAAUACAUAUCUACCUGGAUAUGAAUAGUAAGUAGAACUUUUCCUUCUCCUAUAUAAUUUGUAGCUUAUCUUUUUUCUUUAAUCCUUUCAUAACUUGUUGCUGCAGUUUGAAUUUCUCAAAUGUUUAUAUUUGGACACGUGGCUCAGAAUACUUAUUUAAACAUCAUCAGCUGUAUAUAUUUUUAAAGUAGAAUAAAUAAUGGAAAGGGACAUAAUAUGCAAGUUUAUACUAAAAUUCCAACUGUGUGAUGAUAACAUUUAAAGAUAUUAUUUUGUUAAUAAUCUAAACAUUCUUUUUAUUAAAGAAGCAGAUGGUCUGGAGUUCACAGCUUUCAUCCUGGCUUGAUGAUAAUCAACUUUGAAAACACAGUGGACUGAAAAGCAAUUAAAAUUGCUUUAAAUUCUUUUAAAGAUUUUCUUUAAAUCUCUACUAUCCAGUUUUGCUUCAGUUUGUAAAUGUGUAACAUUUAUGGUUAAAUAGGACAAAGCAGACCCUAUUGACUUUUGUUUUCAAAAAUUAAACAAAUUGAUAUAUAAAUUAUUUAGAGGGCGUUUUCAUUUACUUUUGAAAAGAAAAAGAAAUUUGUCUAAAUGACACAUGUUGGUUCUGCAGGAUUGUACCAAUCAGUUCUUUUAGAAUAAAAAAAAAACUUCCAACAAA